UCGACGUCGGCGCUCAGCAGCAGCGCUGCGUGCUGCUGCUGAGCGCCGACGUGCCACGCAAGCGCUGCUGCAGCGCUCAGGCAGCGCGGCGGCGGCGGCGGCGCUUGCGUCGCACGCAUCGACGUCGCCUACAUAAGAGCGCCCCGCUCCGAGAGCGAAGAGCCCCCCUCAUCUCAUCUCUUCCUCUUCCUCUCUCUGCCAACGCUUAGGACCUUCUCUCCCUCUCUCUCUCGCGCGCUUCAGACAUCAUGGCUCCCGAUCGUCGCCACUUCCAGCAGCGCGCCCUUCCUGCCCGCCACGCUACAGACAUGGCUCUCGAUCGUCGCCGCUUCCAGCAGCCCCUUCCUGCCCGCCCGGCAUGGCUCGAUGACGCCGCGCACGCACAGCCGCAGCGUCCGACGCCGCAGCACGCACAGCCGCAGCGUCCGACGCCGCAGCACGCACAGCCGCAGCGUCCGACGCCGUACCAGCGUCCGCAGCAGCCGGCGCCAGCAGCAACGCUCGCAAAGCGCAAGGCUCGCCGCCGUGUUCGCGGUGGCAAGCAGCGCAAGCACGUCACGGUCAACCACCAGAACACGACGUCGUACUCGGGCAUUCAUUCCAUGACGGUGACGAACCACCAGUAGCACGUCUUUCGUCGGCUUCUCGUCUCCCUCUCUUGCCUUCUCCUCCUCCUCUCCUACAUCUACUCCUGUGUCUCCCUUCUCUUUCGCAAUUGAAGUGGCUUCGCUGUGC
Molecule: messenger RNA, 735 nt
Organism: Tilletiopsis washingtonensis
Lineage: Eukaryota; Fungi; Basidiomycota; Exobasidiomycetes; Entylomatales
Exons: 3
Coding region: 249-626 (125 amino acids)
Source: RefSeq, a predicted model, not a curated record